Messenger RNA from Nasonia vitripennis (jewel wasp), 2626 nucleotides. Its product is annotated as FGGY carbohydrate kinase domain-containing protein. Gene Ontology annotation, biological process: carbohydrate metabolic process. Gene Ontology annotation, molecular function: kinase activity; phosphotransferase activity, alcohol group as acceptor. The record is from RefSeq and is a predicted model, not a curated record. The transcript is spliced from 11 exons. The coding region runs from base 300 to 1931 and encodes 543 amino acids. NCBI's taxonomy places the organism in Eukaryota, Metazoa, Arthropoda, Insecta, Hymenoptera, Pteromalidae.
CGUUGCCGCAUGUCCGUGCGUUUGAAUUUUCUCGAGCAGACGCCUUUGUGCGGUGUUCAACUGCGCGAGUGUGCCGAUUGUUGUUGUGUAUACGAGUGACGAGGAGAUUGUGCUGUGAUAAUUUCGUUUUAUGCGACGGAAGUGCGUUAACCUUUUGGCAGAGACGGCGGCUUCGUUUAUGUGCUCGUUAAAUAUUGGGUGCUCGGAAUACAAGCGCUGUGCUCAGUUGAUUUGUGACUGACAAACUGUACAGACGUACUUUUGAUUGAGCAAGGGCCGAUUUCAAAAUCUUGAGUAGCAUGGAUUAUUUUGUGGGUGUUGAUGUUGGUACAGGAAGUGUUAGAGCAGCUCUAGUUACAUCUCAAGGAAAAAUUGUAGCAACUGCAGUAAAGCCAACAAAAACCUUCAAUCCAAAGGCUAAAUUUUAUGAACAAUCAUCAGAUGAUAUUUGGUCUUCAGUCUGUCAAGUAGUCAAGAAAGUUAUAGCUAAAACUCCAAAAGACCGUAUUAAAGGAAUUGGUUUCGAUGCAACUUGUUCCUUAGUUGCAAUUGAUAAAAAUGGAUUACCAGUUACUGUCAGUCCUACGGGUAAUGAUGAGCAAAAUAUCAUUUUAUGGAUGGAUCAUAGAGCUCAAGAGCAAGCCGAUUACAUCAAUAAACUAGGCCAUAAAAUGCUCAAAUACGUUGGAGGAAAAGUAUCAUUGGAAAUGGAAGUACCAAAGCUAUUGUGGCUGAAAAAUAAUUUACCAGAUUCUUGGAGGAGAGCUGCAUUAUUCUUUGAUUUACCUGACUUUCUGACAUGGAAAGCCACUAAUUCAGAGUCUAGAUCAUUAUGCUCUUUAGUAUGCAAAUGGAACUUUAGUGCUGGACCAAAUGGGGAUAAUCACUGGUGUGCUGAUUUCUUCGAUGAGAUUGGAUUAUCUGAUUUACAAAGCAACAAUUGGAAAAAAAUAGGUCAAGAUGUAAAGCCUCCAGGACAUCCCGUAGGACUUGGCUUAACUGCAAGAGCUGCUGAAGAAUUAGAUCUUUUAGAAGGUACACCUGUAGGCACGUCAAUAAUCGACGCGCAUGCCGGUGGUCUCGGAAUGCUUGGAUGUUCUGCUCCACAAGUUUCACCCGAGUUCACCAGUAGAUUAGGUUUAAUUUGUGGAACAUCAACGUGCCACAUGGCUGUCAGCAAAGAUGAAAUAUUUGUCGAUGGUGUUUGGGGACCUUAUUAUGGAGCAAUGGUUCCUGACCUUUGGCUCAAUGAAGGAGGACAAAGUACAACUGGAAAGUUAAUUGAUCACAUAAUUGAUAGCCAUCCAGCUUCUUUGAAAAUAAAAAACAGUUUGCCACCAAAUGUGCAUAUACAAAAAUACCUGUCAGACCUCUUGAGCUCAAUGGCUAGUAAGAAAAAACUUUCAGACAUAGCAUACUUGACUGAAGAUGUCCACGUCUGGCCAGAUUUUCACGGAAAUCGUUCACCCCUUGCCGAUCCAACAUUGCAUGGAAUGAUUUGUGGUCUUACUUUAGCAACCGACGAAGAGAGCUUAGCAACACUGUACUUAGCAACGAUGCAAUCGCUAACGUAUGGGACGAAACACAUUUUAGAAGCUCUGACCGAUGCAGGGCAUAAGAUAGAGUCACUACUUGUAUGUGGCGGACUUAGUCAAAACCCAUUGUUCAUUCAAACUCAAGCGGACGUUUUGGGCUUACCAGUUCUUUGUCCUGUGGAACGAGAAUCCGUUUUAGUUGGUUCUGCUAUUCUUGGGUCCUGUGCAGCCAAAACAUUUUCUUCUGUGCACGAAGCUAUUAAAGUGAUGGGAGGUUCAGCUAAUGUAGUGAAUCCAAUCACUGAAACUUACUCAUAUCAUUCUAAAAAGUAUCAAGUUUUUAAGAAAAUGGUCAAAGACCAGCAGGUGUAUAAGAAGUACAUGUCUUCUAAAUAAGUUGAAAUAUAUUGUUGAUAUUUUUGAUACAUUUUUAUAGCACGUUUUUAGAAAGCAGAAACAGAAUCUCAAAAAGUUGAAUGAAAAACGAUUUAUUUAUUUUAAUAUCAUAUAUAAAAUAUAUGUAUAAAAGUAUGUUUAUAAUGAAAAAUGUUACAUUUGUAUUUGUUGUGUAUAUAAUAGUUAUUGCUGACCUAUACUCCACUCAUUAAAGGCACAAUUUGUUCAAUAUCGUAAGUUCACAAUCUCAAAACGGUACAAAACAACGUUUCAAUCGAUAUGACUGAGUGUCAUCAUAAAAUUGUGUCGAUAUAUAUUUUAUACUCCACAUUAAUAACGAUCUUAAAUUUACGUUUUAUAAUAAUCACAUCAUAUGCUUCAAAUAAAAUUAUUAUUUUGUGUGAUAACAUGUUGCUUAUAUUUCAUUAAACUUACAAUUAAUCAAAGUACUUGCCAAUUCUAAUUCAUUCUCAAGACUUUGUAACUUUGGUCAAAACAACUCAAAUAAAUAUAAAAUGAAAGUUUAGUUUUAAUAAAUUAUAAUUAAUUGCACUUGUGGAUUAUGUGACUCUAUUUGCAGAAUUACGAGAACAUCUAUUUGUUAGUUUGAUUGUUAAUCCACAAAAUAUAGAAAUCGUGCUUAAAAAGUACAAUUUUUAAAACUGAAGAAUAAAUUAAAUAUAAAAAAAGAGAAA